Austrofundulus limnaeus is the source of this 1453-nucleotide messenger RNA. It is a transcript of the gene ttc32, whose product is annotated as tetratricopeptide repeat domain 32. The transcript has 3 exons. Bases 23 to 433 code for a protein of 136 amino acids. The record is from RefSeq and is a predicted model, not a curated record. Gene Ontology annotation, molecular function: protein binding. Lineage: Eukaryota; Metazoa; Chordata; Actinopteri; Cyprinodontiformes; Rivulidae.
GUCAAAAACAAAACAAGCCUUUAUGGCGGACGAAAAAUCUCAAAUACUAGAAGAUGCCUACUCUGAGUUUAACAAGCGCAAUUAUGAGGAAGCGGAAAAGCUUUACACAAAGUUUAUAACUUCCUGUUUACAGUCCAGGAAUUGUGAAGCGGUCAGUUUGGCAACAGCCUUUAACAACCGUGGACAGAUCAAGUACUUCCGGGUGGAUUUUUGCGAAGCUAUAGAGGACUACACGUCCGCAAUAGAAGCUGACAACCACUUUGCAGUUUCGUUCUACAAUAGAGGACUCAUCCAUUAUAGAUUAGGCUUUUUUGAUGACGCCAAGAGUGAUUUUCAACAAGCCCUUAAACUCAGUCCAGAUUUUGAAGAUGCACAAGUGAGCCUGCGGCAGACACUGCUGGACCAGCAGGAGAAGAUUAUUAGAGGAUACUGAAUCUAAAUACUGCACAUCACGUCACCCGGUUCAUCUAGUGUUCAACGAUCAACACAAAAACAUGGGAGAUUUGAGCAAACAGCUUUUCCCUUGUUCAUCUGCAGUAUGAUCAUAACGGAGAAUGUUUUGAAUAAAAAAUAAAAUGUUUUUUAAAGAGUGCAGAACCAUGUAAAGAUCAAUAGUCUGUUUGUGCAAUAUGUUUAGAUUUUUCUGCCUUUAGGUUCGUUUUUAUUUUGGGGUUUAAUUUAUUUCUUUGAGUGCAGUAAUAUUGAAGUAACACAAAAUAAAAAUACAAUAAUUGCAUAGAAACAGUCUUUUUAAAGGGGUUAGUUUCUGAUUAUUGUAAAAAGUUUGGAUCUCUGAUGUGGAACUUUCUUUUUAGCUAAAUGAAACAUAUAUUUUUUUUACAGAAUUCAUCCCUCAUGAGGAUAAAUUCUAGCUCUGGAUAGCCCAGACUUAGCCAAAACAAGUAUUGUGUUCAUGUGAAGUUUUUGUCUUUUAUGCAACAAUAAAAAAAAACUAUGAAUAAGUCAGUUUAAAAACUGGCUUGAGCUAAGCUUGAUUAAAUUUAAAGAAGUGUGUCUAGCAUACCAUCUGAAAAUAUGACCCUCAUUGUCCUAUUGCCCAACAAACAAAUCUGAAUUUUAGAUUAGACAAGAUAUCAUCUUCAAAAUAUGUGAUGUGAACUACCACCACAGCAAAGUUUAGCUCAAUGUUUGUCAAAUUUACAGAGUUAUAAUCUUUUAUUUUGUGUUGAUUAGCUGUGGCCGUAUUAAACUGGAAUAACUCUGAAGGUUAAACGAGUUGGAGGAUAUGGUGAUGAUAAACUGACAAGCCAUAAACAAAACACCAGAGAAUUAAAAUGAGACACAGACCUGCAGUAAUUAUAAAAAAUAUAUAAGGUUCAAAAUGAAAAAUAAAAAACAGUAGCCUAAAUUGAUUUUAACUCGUUUGUAUGUCUGAAAUGGUAAAAUUAAAUGAAAUGAUGAUUAAAACUAUUAAAACGCUUUAUUAUCCUUC